Cylindrotheca closterium is the source of this 576-nucleotide messenger RNA. Lineage: Eukaryota; Bacillariophyta; Bacillariophyceae; Bacillariales; Bacillariaceae. The record is from the annotation of a GenBank genome assembly.
AUGUACUUCUCGACCAAGAUUGUCACCUUCCUUCUUACCCUUGGAGCACUUACUACCAUGCCUACCAUGGCCCAGCGUGGCGGUGGCGGAACACGUGGUGGUGGUGGUGGUGGUGGCCAACGUCCCGGUGGCCAACGCCCCAACGGGGGUCAACAACCAGAUGGCGGUAGACCAGGCCGUGGUCCUGGGGGCCCGUUUGCCAAUGCUACCUUUGUCGACAUCACUUGCAGCUCGACCGGUGACUUGGAUUUGACGUGUGAUCCUCGUGGCGAAUCUGAGGACGGAUUCUUUGUCUGUCGUUCCAUGACCGACAGAGAAGGCGUCGAACGCAGCACAGUAAAGUGCAUUCCUUCCGACGGAUCCAUUGAAGGGGCUGACGAGUGUGGUUGCUGUGGAGAGGACUGUCCCGUGGCAUGUGACACCUGCCCAUGCAUUACUCGUCGUGGUGACCCUGGAGCCUACGUCUUGGAUGAAGAUGAUGACGAGCCCUUCUGUGUUCCAUUGAAUGCCGCCAUGAUGAUGGUAUACAAGAGGGAUGAUGUCUCUUGCCUUGCGGAUUGCAGUCUUGCAGAGUAA